AUGGCGAGUCCUCCAACAUCACCCUUUGCCAGUUCCAUAGAAAAGACCAAUGGUGUGAAGUUAUGGAAUCUUGUUACUAAUGGGGGAGCAGCAGCAUUAAGGAUCCUCCUGAGUAAAUCUCACUCCCCUCAACCAUUAGCUACUUGGCUCGGUCAACAUAAACAAACACUUUCAAGUCUCAAACCCAGGGUACUUAUAAAUGAUCAGUGGCGAAAGCUCUUUCCGUCUGAUGGAACGCAACCAGACUGUGAGUCAUUUGACAUAACACUGCUCGUGAUCCUUUUAAUCAACAUUUGUGGUUUGUCUCCUCCCAACACCGGGUGGAACGACAAGCCUCCUCGGAGCGACAGGUCAACAGAAGCAAAUAUUGCUCGCAUCAGGUAUUUUCGAAAUCUGCUCAAUCAUGCUCCGUCAACUGGAGUUAACACGCAAAACUUCAACUCCUACUGGCAGGAAAUUGCUGAUGCUUUGGUUGCUCUCGGACUAGAUCGGAAUGAAAUAGAUGCCUUAAAGAAAGAGAAAGAGCUAGAGAAACUGGCACGUUUUGAUUUUGCAGGAGACAUAAACCAUCACCUUGCUAAAUUUCAGAACGGAACGCGAGAGUGGGUCUUCAAUGAGGUCGAAAAUUGGUUGGAUGGCAGUAGCUCCUUGCACCGUGCAAUGCUGAUCACUGCGGCUGCCGGAAUGGGAAAGUCCGUCGCCAGUGCAGCCAUUUGCAAGAGAAUGCAAAGAGCAGACAGAGUAAUAGGGUGUCAUUUUUGUCAACACAGCUUCGACUUCUACCGUGAUCCGAAACGAAUGCUUCAAUCACUGGCUUACCAGUUAAGCUCGAAAUUGCCAGAAUACAAAGCAGCCCUCGUGGAGCAGCUCUCCAGUGAGCGCAGCAAAGAACUAGAACAUAUGAGAGUGUCAGAUCUCUUCGUGUGGCUCUUUGAACCCCUUUUCGCUGUGGCAGACCCUGGCAGAAACGUCCUUGUGAUAAUAGAUGGCCUGGACGAAAGUGAACUCGAUGAACGCAAUGAGUUACUAGAUGUCAUCGCCAAUCACUUAUCUAAAUUGCCGCUUUGGAUAAGAUUUCUAAUUACCGCAAGACCAGAAAAAAAGAUUACAGACAAACUCAGCAAUCUGAUGAUUUUCAAGUUGCAACAAGAGGAUGAACGGAAUCGUGAUGAUAUCAAAACUUUCUUCGAAAAGGAACUAAAUCCUUGCGUAACAGGCCCAGACGGCCUCAGUUCAACAGUUCAAGAGUUAGUCCAACUUUCGGAUGGCUCAAUGCUCUUCGCAUACUUUUUAAUACAAAUGAUCCAAAACAACACUUCACCAGGAAGUCCAGAGGAACUUCGUCGACAAUUCCCACGAGGCAUUUCCUCAGUUUACCAGUCCUAUUUUGAGCGAAUGGAGAGAAGACUGGAGGAAAAAUUGAAGGACAACUAUGGCAAUUUUUUGACUGAUUUUCUGAGUGCUUUGACUGUUUCUGAAGAACCUUUGCACAAGGAUUUCAUCAUGGCCAUACUGCUGCAAAACAGUAACACUUCAGAAAGUGAUCCCUUGAGCGAUCAGCGAAAACUUAAGGGUGUUAUUGACUGUAUUUCUUCUCUUUUCAUUCUUCGAGAUGACCAGGUUCACAUGUUCCACAAAUCCAUCAAGGAUUGGUUGACAGACCCGUCCAAUGAUUUUUUCUUCGUAGACGAGAAGAGAGGUCAUAAGAUUCUGUCUAAGUUGUGCGUUAAGGUACUUGAAAUUGAAAAGAGACCUCGUGAACACCAUGCAGAAUCGCCUACUCAAGCCAUGAAGAAAUACGCCUUACGACACGGUGUCAAGCACAUGCUGGAAGCAUUAGAGACCGAAAGCGCUCAAAUGGAAGAAUUAGUUCAUGGGUACGUGACAGAUCUCGAACUCAUUUAUGCCAAGCUAUGUACAGAGGAUACGGAUGUCCUUAAGGAUCUUGUUCUUGUGCAAGAACAUCCGAAUUCAAGGGAACUAAGCAACGAAAUCGACAAUACAAUUGAAAGCCUUUUAUUACAAUUCAAGAAAAACCCUAAGUUGCUUCGAGAUAAUCCUGGGAUGAUUUUCCAAAACUUACUCAAUGAAGGAGAAUCAGCACUUUAUCAACAGGUGUCUGAUACUCUUUUGAGUUCCCAUCCGGAAAUACCAUAUAUGGAGCUGUUAGACAAAAAUGGUCACCAAGGCCCUGUUGUGGAUCGUUUUUUCUGCUCUGACAUAGUUGUUUGCUUUGAUGUUUCCCCAGACGAAAAACUCUUGGUAAGCGAAUGUCGUGAUGGAAAGACGUCGUUAUGGUCACUUGAGACUGGAAAGCGGCUAUGGGAAAAAGCUUUAUUAAAAUCGAUGAAGUCGUACAAUGAAGUUCCACUUGGAACUGCUUUUCGACAGAAGUACGAAGACAACGAGACUGGGAAAAAGACGCUGUCGUUUUAUCGUUCCACUGUCUUCCAUCCAGACGGUUGUUCCAUUUUGCCAGGAAACUUGGCCAAAGUCUACAGCUUAGAUGGAGAACCGAAGUCACUCUUUCCAGGGAGCAAAUGUCAUUUCACUGUUUGCUAUUUCUCAGGUAACAAAACUAGGAUGUUAACUGAUUGUCCAGAAGACGCCCAUCGAGUGGUCAUGUGGAACACUAAGAAUGGUGUGGAGAUCAAACGCUUCGAGAGCGAAGAAACUAUAGCUUCUUUUGCUAUUUCGCAAGAUGGAAAUCGUGUUGCGAUCUGCCAUACAAAUGGCUCACUCUGGUUACGAACUGUUGAAGAUCCCAGCUGGAUGAAAGCACCUCAGAACAUUUCUGGCGAAGGUAACCCUUGUGGACUGUUACAUUUUACAGAAGCAGGAACUCUUGUCUGUGGCAGUAUCCAACAUGAGCUGUCUGAUCACCGAGACAAGUACAAACUUUCGGUGCCAGCGUUUCAGUCACAAUCAUCUUGUGUCUUUCUGUGGCCGUGGGAAUCGGUUGAUUCUGUCGAUAGAUUGAAAGUCGUUUGUAAGACAUCCCAUUUCGUUUCUGCAGACUUGCAAAUUGGAUUUUGCCUCAUGUUACUAAGAGAUUUGGCAGUGGUCGGGAGUCCAACUGUUAAUUACUUAACGAUGCUUGAUAUUACUCGUCCCCUAAAAGACGAAGAGAUGCCACGGACAGCACAAGCUGCGUUUUCUACAGCCAACGAUAGCACGCGCUUGUACACAACUAUCGCCAUUUGCAACCAUGCGGAAGGAAUGAAAACAGAUGAGUCACGCUUAGUGACAUUUACUAUGCGGGACGCAAACAAUGCCAGGGAAGUGAAGCAGGAAAAGUCCUUCCAACACAGUUCACGUCGUGUCGAGAAUGGGAUCCUGACUGUAACUGUCACAUACAAUGGUGAGACAGGCGUCCUCUUGCAAACAGACAGCAAGACAUUAGAGGUAUGGAACAUUGACUUGUCUCAAGGUCUAAACUCUAUUACCAUGAUGGGCGAAAUCGAAAGACUAAUUCCUGUAUCGCAAGAUCUUGUUGGAUGCGUUUUAUGCAUCCCUAAAUUUUCAUCCGAAGGACAACAGGAACUUACGAUUGCCUUUUUUGAUGUCUCCGCGUGGAAAGUUGUAUUUGAAAGAAAUUUGAGUGGUAAACCAGAACUGAAAUCGAUUGCGUGCAGUCUUCAAAGAGAUGUGGUGUUCUGUGCUGAAAACGACGCAAGAAAGCGCGAAAUGUUCUUUUACAGAGGUGAGGCAAAUGUUCCCAUCAGGGGAGAGGACGACAUUUACCAAGGCGGUUGCAACUGGAGACAUCCCCAUUGCGUAUUUUCUCCUCAGGGAGAUGUAGUCGCCACGUGGAAUACUCUGAAUGACGGCUAUGGAUUGCACGCUCUCAGUGCGAAGAAUAGAAUGAAGGAGCUUCAUGUCUUCCUGGAAAACUGUUACGACAUCGCCGACUGCAGGUUUCUCAACGAUGGCAAGACUAUGGUCUGCUACAGAUACGAGUCUAACGUACGACUUUUCAGUGUUAAGUCCGGAGAAGUACUAGCUGUCUUGGACAUAGGAGAGCGCCCGACCUGUAUAGGAUGUUCUCCUGAUGAGCCUCUUAUUGCUGUUGGGCUACGUUUUAGAAAAGUAAUAGUGAUUCGAGCACACGUGCCAAAACUACGGGGAGCCAACCACAAACGGAGAAAGGGUGAGUUAGUAUCUUUAUGA
This is a messenger RNA of Pocillopora meandrina, 4170 nucleotides long. Lineage: Eukaryota; Metazoa; Cnidaria; Anthozoa; Scleractinia; Pocilloporidae. The record is from the annotation of a GenBank genome assembly.